Molecule: messenger RNA, 2341 nt
Organism: Jatropha curcas
Lineage: Eukaryota; Viridiplantae; Streptophyta; Magnoliopsida; Malpighiales; Euphorbiaceae
Product: Protein phosphatase 2C family protein
Biological process (GO): protein dephosphorylation
Cellular component (GO): chloroplast
Molecular function (GO): protein serine/threonine phosphatase activity
Source: RefSeq, a predicted model, not a curated record
UAUCCUGUUAACGACCUUUAAAAAUUAAAUUUAGUUAGUCACUUUCUAUGAAAUUAGGGUUCCCAUUCUUUCCCCAAAAUUUUUGGGUCGCCAACGAACUUUCUGGAUUCUGUCUUUUGCUACCGUUCAGGCGAUCGUAAAAGACGAGAGAUAGAAAGAGCUGAAAAGGAAGUAGAAAGCCUUGUGUUCCUUACCUAACUCCUUGAAGACUCACCGAUUUGCUGGAGCUUCAUUUUAUUGACUCGUAUACGAGCGAAGAGGAUCAGAUUUCAUGAUUUAUGCAUCUUCUUAUUCCAUAAAGGUUUGUGGAGGAAGAGGAAUCAUAAGAUAGUACUUUAACCUACAGAUGCGCUGGAAAAAAUUAUGAGAUUGUAUUUUAUGUGUAGUGGUAACGGUUGUGUUCUCUGUAAGUCACUGGUUCGAGCAAAACUUUUUUUCUUAAAAGGGUAAGAUGCCAUCUACAUAUUUCUCAAGAAUAAGAGGUGCAGUACAGAAUGAAAUUCAAUCCAUUGUAGGACAAGAGGGUGGGCUUCGAGAUUCAGCUGAAAUUCUAAUUGGGCAAGCAAAGUCCCGGUUUUCUAACUAUAGGUUAUUUCAUUCUGUACGAAUGGCGUCACUUGCAGACAUACAAGCACUUCUGAGACCCGGUACUGUUUUCGCUGCUCAAUCCGAUUCAAUACUACUUCACCGUAGAAGGAACAUCUCUGUUAUUGGUGCACUUUCUCGCACAGUUUCUGUACCCUCUGUGUCCGGCCCCUCAUUUCAGGUUUGUGGAUAUCACAUUGAUCGUGCCCUUUGUGAUACCAGUCAAUUGUCGAACAAUGGGAAGUUGCAGCAUAAGAAGGUGGCUGCUUCUGCACCCAGAGCUGUAAUUGGUGAAUGUUUCCUUGAGAAUCCAACUUCAAGGGGUGGGCAUCUUCUAUUUCCGAUCAAUAAUGCCAGCAUCUCUUAUGGGAGUAGAAGUUCCCAGAGUUGCAGAAAAGUUAGUAUGAGUUUGAAGAAAGAAGAGCAAUCUGCCAAUUCUCCAAUUUAUGGAUAUUUUGCAUAUAAUGUCAUGAAGAAGUGUUAUGACUUUUUUCCUUACAUAGAGACAGGAUCUAGAUGUUUCCAUAGCUCAUCUACCACAUGUUUGUCAGCUGGAACUGCCCCUGAUGUGAACUUUGAGAAUUCUGUCCGUGAGGAACAAGCUGAAACUUCUGCAAGCUCCUCAGAACAGAAGGUUUCUGCUGUCAAAGCACUGAAGCUAGUGUCAGGAUCUUGCUGCCUACCCCAUCCUGAUAAAGAAGCAACUGGUGGAGAAGAUGCCCAUUUUAUUUGUGCCAAUGAACAGGCGAUCGGUGUGGCCGAUGGUGUGGGUGGUUGGGCAGAUCUUGGUGUUGAUGCAGGGAUAUAUUCCCGUGAACUCAUGAAUAAUUCAGUUACUGCUAUCCAAGAGGAGCCCAAGGGUUCAAUUGACCCAGUUAGGGUCUUGGAGAAAGCUCACUCCAGCACAAAAGCCAAAGGUUCUUCAACAGCAUGUAUCAUAGCACUCACUGAUGAGGGUCUCCAUGCAAUCAAUUUAGGAGACAGUGGAUUCAUAGUGGUUCGGGAUGGAUGCACUGUCUUCCGUUCUCCUGUGCAGCAGCAUGAUUUUAAUUUCACCUAUCAACUUGAAAGUGGAGAUAAUGGUGAUCUACCUAGCUCCGGUCAGGUUUUCACAAUUGCUGUCGCACCUGGGGAUGUUAUAGUUGCUGGAACUGAUGGAUUAUUUGACAACUUGUACAACAGUGAGAUUAAUGCAGUGGUGGUUCAUGCCACUAGAGCUGGCUUAGGGCCUCAGGUAACAGCACAGAAAAUAGCAGCGUUGGCACGGCAACGAGCACAAGACAAAGAUCGCCAGACCCCCUUCUCAACUGCUGCCCAAGAUGCAGGAUUUCGCUAUUACGGUGGCAAGCUUGAUGACAUCACUGUUGUUGUUUCAUAUAUUACCAGCUCUGAUGAUGUAUGACUCCUCUCCCUAUCUCCCUCUCUCUCUGGAACACCGACCUUCUUCUUAAAAAUCUUGCUCUAAGGAUUGCAUGGAAAUAGUUUUAUUCAAUUUCUAUACAUUGUUCGAGGGUGCUUUUCCCAGUGAAAGCUCAGCUGAUGUAAAUAUUUAAUUCCACAUCUAUGAUGCUGUUCUUGUUUUGCCAUAAAAGAAACAGGGGGGUCGCUGACGACCCAUGCAUAAUUCCAGCUACGGGAAUAGUUGAAUGAAUUAAUAACAGUUACAUGUUAUUGUGGACAGGCUUCAAUUUUUGUUACUCUCAAAGGCCGAGUAUAAUUAUGUAGUUCAUUCAUAUGUUAAACAUGCCUCUACUUA